UUCUCAAACACACUUCAGCAGAAUAUGAUUUGUGUGAUAGUUUUACUGUGUUUGUGUCUGUGGCGUCUGAACGGUGUGUUUGUUGAUGAAAUGAAGUCAGUGUCAGUGAUGGAGGGACAUUCUGUUACUCUACACACUGAUACUCAACUACAGAGUCAAGAUGACAUCGAGUGGACGUUUGGUGUUGAGAGUCCAGAUGAGAUUAUUGCUGAAUUCUUCAGUAAAGACAAACUAACAUCUAUUAAUGAGACAUUAAAGAAUCACUUACAUAUAGAUGAUCAGACUGGAUCUCUCAUCAUCACAAACAUCACAACUCAACACACUGGACUUUAUAAACUAGAGAUCAGCAGAAAACCUUCUGUCCUCACCAGACACUUCAAUCUGACUGUCUAUGCUGGUCUGCCUGUUCCUGUCAUCUCCAGAGUCUCUUCUCAAUGUUCUUCAUCAUCUUCAUCAUCAUGUUGUUGUGUGUUGUGUUCAGUGAUGAAUGUGUCACAUGAUGUGAGUGUCUCCUGGUACAAAGGAAAGAGUUUAUUGUCCAGCAUCAGUGUGUCUGAUCUCAACAUCAGACUCUCUCUACCUCUGGAGGUGGAAUAUCAGGAUACAAACACAUACAGAUGUGUGGUCAACAAUCCCAUCACAAACCUCACACAACAUCUACACAUCACUCAACUCUGUCACAUGUGUGCAGAGGUUUUGUCCAAACUAGAAGGGAUGUGCACAUCGAUGCUGCAGUUUUGA
This is a messenger RNA of Triplophysa dalaica, 741 nucleotides long. Its product is annotated as natural killer cell receptor 2B4-like. The transcript has 4 exons. Lineage: Eukaryota; Metazoa; Chordata; Actinopteri; Cypriniformes; Nemacheilidae. The record is from RefSeq and is a predicted model, not a curated record. The coding region runs from base 25 to 741 and encodes 238 amino acids.